Messenger RNA from Labrus mixtus (cuckoo wrasse), 4770 nucleotides. It is a transcript of the gene ikbkb, whose product is annotated as inhibitor of nuclear factor kappa B kinase subunit beta. Gene Ontology annotation, molecular function: protein binding; ATP binding; IkappaB kinase activity. Lineage: Eukaryota; Metazoa; Chordata; Actinopteri; Labriformes; Labridae. Gene Ontology annotation, biological process: positive regulation of transcription by RNA polymerase II; tumor necrosis factor-mediated signaling pathway; peptidyl-serine phosphorylation. Gene Ontology annotation, cellular component: IkappaB kinase complex; cytoplasm. The record is from RefSeq and is a predicted model, not a curated record. The transcript is spliced from 22 exons. Bases 176 to 2404 code for a protein of 742 amino acids.
AAGUAGAAAGUUUUUUUGGAGAUUUUGUUGUGUUCGCCAAAAUAACUACACCACAGUGUUUAAUAUGUAACCCCGUUUAACACUGGAUUAAUAACGUGAUCAGAGGAAACAGAGCACGCGAAGAGCGAGACCACAAACCUCCAAGUUGUAAAGCUGAGGACUAUCAGCUGAGGCCAUGAGUCGAGUCCCUCUACAGCAGCCGCAGAGCUGUGGGCCGUGGGAGCGGAAGGAGCGUCUGGGGACUGGAGGCUUUGGGAAUGUCACAAAAUGGCAAAAUAAGGACACAGAGGAGCAGAUCGCUGUAAAGCAGUGCCGUCAGGAGAUGAGCGAGAGAAACAAAGAAAGAUGGUGUCUGGAGAUCCAGAUCAUGAAGAAGCUGGAUCAUGUCAACGUUGUUGCAGCCAGAGAGGUCCCUGAAGAAAUGAAGAAACUGGUGGCCCCGCAUCACCCGCCACUGCUGGCCAUGGAGUACUGCCAGGGAGGAGAUCUGAGAAAGUAUCUGAACCUCCUGGAGAACUGCUGUGGAAUGAGGGAGGGCUCCGUUCUGAUUCUGUUAUGUGACAUCUCCUCGGCACUCACCUACCUCCACAAGAUGAGGAUCAUCCACAGAGACCUGAAACCAGAAAACAUUGUGCUGCAGCAGGGAGAGAAACGACUGAUUCAUAAGAUUAUCGAUCUCGGCUACGCUAAAGAGUUGGACCAGAGCAGCAUCUGCGUCUCAUUUGUUGGGACACUUCAGUACUUGGCUCCAGAGCUCAUAGAGAGGCAGAAGUACACGGUCAAAGUGGACUACUGGAGCUUCGGCACUUUGGUGUUUGAGUGUAUCACAGGAUAUCGCCCUUUCUUACCAACCUGGCAACCUGUUCCAUGGCACAACAAACUGAGGCUGAAACAGGACGAUGACAUUGUCGUCCAAGAGGACCUCUCAGGAGAAGUGCGUUACUCCAAACAUGUGCCCCAGCCCAACAACCUCAACAGUCUGUUAUUAGAGAAAAUGGAGAGGUGGCUGCAGUUGAUGUUGAAGUGGUCUCCUCAGGAGAGAGGCAUAGACCCCGAGGCUACACCCAGCAACUGCUUCUCCCAGCUGGAUGUCAUACUGAAGCUCAAGCUGGUUCAUGUCCUGAACAUGAUGUCUGCUAAGAUCCUGACAUACUCAGUCUCAGAGGACGAGACAGUGGCCAAUCUGCAGUUGAGGAUCGAAAAAGACACCAGCAUCCUUGCAGCCAAUCAGGAGCUGCUGCUUGAGGCGGGGAUAGCUCUGGAGCCUCAAGGGCUGGCCACCCAAUGCGCCAUAGAUUACACAGAGAUCGAUGGCCGACGGACAGACCUGCCUCUGGUCUUCCUGUUUGAUCGCUCCUCCUGCAGCUAUGAACCUCAGUUUGCUCCUCGCACCCUUCCGGACAACAUCCGCUUUGCCCAAAGCGACCCGAAACACGUCCUUCCUUACAGCCCUCUGAGGAGGACUUGCGGUCAGGCGUGGCACACCAUCCGUUCCCUGAAAGAGGACUGGCAGAGGCUGCAGCAGGGACAGAAAGCUGCCAUCAUGAGCCUGCUGAGACACAACUCCUCGCUGUCCAAACAGAAGAAUGAGAUGGUGUCCAUGUAUCAGAGACUCAUGGCCAAGCUGGACUUCUUCACUACCAGCAUUCACGUAGACAUGGACAAAUACCAGGAGCAGACCGCCACUGGGAUCGCAUCAGAGAAACUCCUUGGCGUGUGGAGGGAGAUGGAGCAAAAAGCUAUCAGCUGUGAUCAGGCCAAGGUGAGUGAACUGGAGGAGGAGAUGAUGCAUCUGCAGCAGGACAUAGUGGACGUGCAGAGACAGCCGUGGAGGAGUGGAGAAGCUCUGGACACACUUGAAGGAAAAGCCAUGGAGCUGUUCCGCAAACUCAGAGAGAAACCCCGAGACCAAAGGUGUCCAGGGGACAGUCAGGAGAUGGUGCGGCUGGUCUUUCAGGCAGUGCAGUUCUAUGAAAAGAAACUGAGAGACUUCUACACACACCUCAGUAAGACCGCCUUGUGCCGUCAGCGUGUGAUGGAGCUGCUGCCCAAGGUGGAGGGAGUGGUUCAGAGGAUGGCAGAGAGCGAGCAGGUGCUGAUGAGUCUGCAGGAGAGGAGACAGAGGGAGCUGUGGAACCUGCUCAAAGUGGCCUGUAGUAAAAUUCCCAGCCCAGUGAGUGGAACUCCUGAUGGUUUACGGACCCCGUCUUCAGGGCCUCUGCUGACCCCAAGACACAGCUUACAGCAGUUUGAUGAGUCUCUGGUGGAGGAGAGCAGGACGUUUGAGAGUCGACUCCAGAGUUUGCUGCAUGACACCAUCCAGGAGUCAGAUGGCAGUAUGGAGAUGUUGAGCGAAUGGACGUGGAUGCACGGCGGACAGAAUUUCUCCAGUGACCUGUCCUAAAGGAAGUCUUCUCUUUGCUUACAUUUGGUACUCUACUGCCUCAGUGUGGACAGGGUGUCAAAUUACACAGCAGUAGGUUGCGACUGGUUUGUUAAAGAAUGGGAAUGCUGUAAGAUACGCUGGCUCAUCCUUGCUAACCAGAUGAGGGAGAAGGUGCUCAACACUGCUGUAUGGAUUUUAAAGCCAACCUGUUUCAUACAUUUCUCUCUGAUUAGGAUGUACAUCAGAGGACUUUAUUAAAGACGGACUGUAGUUAUGUAGUUGUUACCCAUUUGUUAUUAGAACAAAAAUAUGUGAACGUCAAUUAAAUGGGCAGAUCGUAACGAAAAGAGAACAUUGAGUAAAUAAAAUAUGAGCGUAUCUUCUUUAUAAGAGGAACGGGAGCAGCCAGCAGAAAAUGAUGUCCAAAAUCUGAAAAGUGAAUCUCCUUUUAAAAGUGUCCUUAAAACAGCUCAGAAACAGAAAGAGCUCAUUUUCUCCUCAAGUGAAUAACUGAGAGUUCAUGAAUGUAAAUGUUUAACCAAAAAAAAACUUCUAUUGUGUUUAAAUCUAUAUAUUUUAGGUUUGUUUCAUCGGUGCUGUAACUAUUUUAUAGAUAUCUCUGACUGUUAUGAAUCUAAAUAUAUUGUGUAUGUACAUUUCUCGCAUUGGACCAUUUAGAGGAAAGUAAAUGAAUGAUGUUUAUAACUGUUAAAGGACCGUUUUGACCGUAUGCUGCGUCACGGUGUGAAUUUGAUCCUUUUUUAUUUUUUGAUACUUCAUAAAAAUUGCGAGAAGGUUUGGACAUCAGAGUAGACCAUUUUAAAACCUGGUGCUGUUAAGCUCCCUGUGAUAAUAUCUGGUGAUUUUAAUCCCAUUGAAAUUGAGUCUGUCAGGAGGUUAGGUCAUUAGUAUAGUAAGCAUAUAAUAGUAUAAUAAGUGAUAGUGUUCAUUUCCAUGGUUAAAAACAAUAACAACAUAUUGUUGUUCUCUCUUGACUUGGUGCAAUAGGGUUAGAAAAGUUGAUUAUUUGUGAUCUAAACCUUUAUUUUGAAACAUUUCCCUCUUUUUCUCAAACUAUGCAAGACUAUUGUCAACCUUUAUGCAUUCUGAUAAUCAGUGAACACGACUUUAAAACUAAUUAUAUAGACUAAUGUGGACUAGCUAUUUCCUCUACCUCCGUUAUAUUCAAGCUCUGAGUGCUUCAGCAUUCAUGCGGCUGCUUCAUCUACUGGAGGUGAUCUUUACUAUCUGUGUUUCACACAAAGUGAUGGGAAGUUAUACAUGUUGUCUGUCUGUCCUAUUGUUGUCCUUUUGUGUUAAUGAUCUUUUUUUUUUUUUUACCUCAAAGCUGUAAUACCACCAUAAUGUGAUAAUGUGAGGGACUUCAAUCAUAUUUUACAAAACAAAAACUGACAUCAACUGAUUUUUAUCUUUGAUUCAUCCGCUUUUUCUAAGAGCAGGGUUUCCUCUCCUUUUUGCAUUCUCAUGUCAACAAAAAUAAAAAUAAAGUCCACUUCAAGAUCUUUGUGGUUAACAUUCUUUAUUCCUUUAAUUCAAUAAAAUCAGUUUGAGGUCCUAACAGUUGACUAAGGCUCCUAUACAAAGCACAGCACAGAUAAAGUGAAAUGUAGUGGUAAAGGUUGAACAGGUACAGGAGACAAAACCAGACAAAGAGGUCACACGUAGCUCCUGAAAAAAAUAGACAUGGAGGCAACUGAAGGUCCACAGUAUAAAAACUGUGUUUCUGAGGUCAAACGGUGAACCAAAGUCAGUCCACUUAGUCUGAGAGGGAGCAGCUGCUCUUUGUCUUCUCUACUUAACUCCCUCAAGGUUUUAUUGCGUCUGUUUACAGUCUCUGUACUCGUCAGUUUGACACUUAAAACUCAGAAAGCGUCCCUCAAGUCUUAAUAGCAUGCAACAAAACCAAAACAAAACCAAAAUAAAAGGCACCCUCUACUAUAUUUUUUUGUCUAAAACCCAGAGUAUAUCAGAACAAAGAUGAGCUGACCACACAUUCAAAAUAAAAAGGUGCUUUUAAUCCUAUUUUAGAAACAACACAGAUAUAGCUGACACAUACUGCUUUAUUCAAAGUGCACUUUGUCCUAUUCAACUGGUCAGACGUAGCACAUUAUCUGGCAAACAAGGUUUCAUUUUCAGCUGUUGAGUCUGUUUUUUGGUGUUUUCUGAUAAAAGAUGCUUAAAAGUUGUUACCUGUAAAUAGUGUAUAUUUUAAAAAAUAAAUCUUGAUUCAUUUAAAAGUUACAGUACUGGAGGUUUGUGAGGCUGCUUAGGGUUACAGGGUUAAGGCCAAAGAACGUGUGUGUACGUGUGUCAGACUGAGAGGGAAGAUGUGUUUAUGUAUCGCUGAGUGGACCUUUUUUUUU